Molecule: messenger RNA, 1423 nt
Organism: Orbicella faveolata
Lineage: Eukaryota; Metazoa; Cnidaria; Anthozoa; Scleractinia; Merulinidae
Product: lipoyl synthase, mitochondrial-like
Biological process (GO): lipoate biosynthetic process
Cellular component (GO): mitochondrion
Molecular function (GO): lipoate synthase activity; 4 iron, 4 sulfur cluster binding
Source: RefSeq, a predicted model, not a curated record
AUGCUUGAUGGACAAACAAAGCAACAAGCUUGUUAUGGGUGUGGAGAUCAAGGUAACAGGCUUGUGCGCGACCCUAGAGCAAACUACAGACAGUCCCUGGAGGGGCUAAGGCAUGUGAAGCGAAUUCAGCCUAGCAUGGUGACUAAAAGUUCUUUGAUGCUGGGACUGGAUGAAACAGAUGAGGAGGUCCUACAAGCAAUGAAAGGCACUCUUAAGUCUCCGUUGAACACACAAGAGGCCAUCCAGAUCGUCAAAUCCACCUGCAGACGUCUGGUCAAAGCGCGGAUAAACGACUGUCACAGAAGACUCAACAACUGCAGCAAUAAACUACAACAACAACUUGACAAACUUAAACAACUGUUACCGACUAACUUACUUGACAUGGUUACGACAAUCGCCAACAGGCGAGCCGACAAAACCACAGACCGCGUUCGUACUGAACAAGAACGAAAACUGACAAGACUUCAACGCAAUAAAGACGAAAAACGACCGAAAACCGACGAUAACUGGGUCAGGAAUAUUUCUUCCCGUCCCUUAGACAAAACCGAGACUCACCUACUUGGUGACAAGUGUACAAGAGACUGUAGAUUCUGCUCCCUGAAAACCAACAAGAAACCUCCUCCGCCUGAUCCCAUGGAGCCAUCUAACACUGCAGAGGCCAUCAGUCGUUGGGGUCUGGACUAUGUAGUUAUCACCUCUGUUGACAGAGAUGACUUACCAGAUGGUGGAGCUGCUCAUUUUGCAGAGACCGCGACACAAAUCAAAAAGAGGCUUGUGCAUGACCCUAGAGCAAACUACAGACAGUCCCUGGAGGUGCUAAGGUAUGUUAAGCAAAUUCAGCCUAACAUGGUGACUAAAAGUUCUUUGAUGCUGGGACUGGGUGAAACAGAUGAUGAGGUCCUACAAGCAAUGAAAGAUCUCCGUGAAGCUAAUGUAGAUUGCGUGACAUUAGGACAGUACAUGCAACCAACAAGGCUACAUCUUAAGGUCACUGAGUACAUUACACCUGAGAAGUUCAAACACUGGGAGUCGGUUGGAAAUGAGCUCGGCUUUGCGUAUACAGCGAGCGGACCACUUGUACGAUCCUCUUACAAAGCGGGUGAGUAAAAAGCUACAUACUCUGUUACCCUUUUCGCGCUCCAACACAGACAUUCAAACAAUAAGUCAGUAAACCUUUAUUUUUCUUGGUAACUCUAUCAGCUGUAUGAAUAAAACUGCUAUCAAUAGAGACCCUGCUAAAAAUAAAAAAAAUGAAAAAUCUGUGAACCUUACAAUAUGCGUAGAAAUUAGAUAAAAAUUAGUUUAAUAAAAACAAUCAUUUUAACUAACUAGCUACGUGUAACAAACAGACGAACAGACAUGAUUGUUUUCCUUUAGUAAAGUAAGUCCUGUAGUAUAAACAAUUUCCAAGCCCCUGCGAAUC